CCGGAGCGGUGCCUGAACGCAUCACAAGUGGGCUUGGCACUAUUGUGUUUCGCUGCCUCUCGCUCCUUCCCUCCUCCGUCUGAACUCCACUCCGUCAGUCUCUCUCCGGUCCACCGGGAGGCUCGGUUGUAUGAAACAGCAGCGGCGUGUGAGUGUCUGAGAGCGAAAACGAGUCGGUGUGUUUGUUUGUUACAUUAGACUAAACUGGACUCAGAGAUGGACGGUGAACUCUGACAGGAUCUAAACUCACCUGAAGAAAACUCCUAUCCUUCCUCUCCUCCUUAUCCAAGGGGAAAAUCUGGAAACAAAGGCGAGGAAAUUCCUUCAAGCGAUGUAAGGAAACUCUGUCGUUGUUAUAAAGACUCAGUUUCACACUGAGGUGAAACUUACUGCAGCUUUGCUUUAAGGUAGCCCUUUAAUGCCUGAAACUACAAAUUAUGGGCAGAAAAUUGGAACUGAAAUGUUUAUUUCACUUACAACUGAAAACCAAAAAAUUUGUAUUCAGGUGUAUUUUUACUAAUUUGUUGAUCAUAUUGAAUUGAUAGAAGUAUAUAAAAGUAUGUAUCAAGUAUGAUACAAAAGGCACUAAAGGGUUGGUAACUGUGUGUGAUGUGUUUGUGGUUGAUGUUGUGACUCUUAAAACCGUGUUUCACACUGAUAUGGGGAAUUAGUCACUCACCUGUGUUGAAGUGUCAGCUUGAAUGUUUUCUACUCCUGGCAGACAGACAGAGAGAUAGCCUAUUUAUCGAGCAGAUCAUGGUCUGUUUGGAAAUAUUUAUUGUCCUUUCAUUGAGAUAGGCUUUAAUGACAACUUAUCAUGAAUGAACCCCUAUGCUCUUGUGGAGGGGACAAGCCUCUGCGCGCCUCCGUUGCAGACAGAGCAGCUCCAGGCGGACAUGCAGUGAGUCAGACCUGGAUGAAUAGUUGGCAGUUCCGAGGGGCAGAGCUUCCCUGUCAUGUGGAAAAACUGUUUCACACGGUUGUUUUCUUGAAGUCAAAGUCGUCUCCGAGGACAAGUUAGUAAAUGCAGGGGCAAAGAUUGUAUCCUCUCACUCCUGUAGCUUCAGUCAUUACUUUAAGAAGACAAGCACAUCCAUCACAGCUGUGAGCAGGUCAGCUCUGAGAUCAUGAGUGACUGUAGGCGGACAUCUCACCUGACAGAAGUGAGGUCUGUUUUUGUAGUGUUGAUGAAGUUGUGGGAUUAAAUUUACAACUUAAAUUCAUGCAUUUACUGUAGGUAGCCUACUCUACAUUUUUUGUCGAAAUGCACUGAUUGUGAAAACUAAGUCUGACACCGACGUGUAACAGUAUGUCUGAAUGUGAUACCAGUGUUUGUUCAUUGUUGAUACUUGAUACUAUUGUUGAUAAUAGUAAAUAUCACCCUGCGCCAAAUGGGCUGCACUUAAAAAGCACUUCACUUCAUUCACUCUAUACGCUCACUCACUGCUACUAUCUCCUGCUGCAGAGCAGAAGCAGAGCAACUUUUCAGCGCUUUCUCACCUCCUCAUUCGCAGACAGUGUCACCUUAAUUAUCAAGCAACUACCUCAAGUCACCUCUUCUAAUCUGGAGGUGCCAAAAACCACUGAUCCUUGAAUGUCUACCAAAGUGGCACCAGAAACCACUUUCAUAAAAAGCCCAUUAUUGGAGUGUUUAACUCAUUACACUGUCUGUAUGAUUAUUGGGGUUUUGAUCUAAUCAGCAUUAUAUCAUCAUUGGCCCUCACAAGUCCAAAUCACCAUCUUCUUUUCCAAAUGAUAACACACUUCUCACAUCCCCAAUAAAAGCAUAUCAAACUAGAAAAGCACUCUUGAGCGCAGACCUCCACCAAGCAGCUCAUGUCCCCCCUUAUAUUGUGAUUCACACCAGAACUUUCACUGUUACGUGUCUUUUAUUAACAUUUAUUUGUGUUUAAACUGGUAUGUUCACUGUUCAUAAUGUUCCUAAAACAUGAAAUGCCCUGACUGGGAUUCAAACCCAGGACCUUCUGACUGUGAGGCAACAGUGCUAACCACUACACCACUGUGCCGCCCAUUGGUUAUCUUUCAGCAUUGAAAAUUCCAAUGACACCCUUAUUUUUGUGUGUUCUGGAUCACAGUAUCCAGAAUUUUGUCCGGAUCGCCACCAAAAUCAGGUCAAUCCGUCUGUUACUUUCUCCGUAAAGUUUCUAACAGACAAACAAACUCACAAACAAACAAACCAACGCUACCGAAAACAUAACCUCCUUGGCGGAGGUAAAAAGCCACUAGUAGUGGUCGACCAGUAUCAGUUUUUCAACAAGUGCUCACUUAAGAUGAAGAAGAAACAACAAUGUGAUAUCGGCUUUGUACAUCUGCUGUCAGCUGAGCUGCUCUCUCAUUAACUGUAUCAGCAUUGGUUCCUGAAUUGCAUUACAAAUAUCGCUGUAUUUAUCAGUGAAGUUUGCAGAUGUGAGAUUUGUUGAUAAUGCUUUUCAGGUUCGGUGGAUGUGAUGUUAUAUUCAGUAGGAUGAUCUGUUUAUACUGUGACAGGUAUCUCAUUAAUGUAUCUGAAUGGAUUAAAUAUUUGUAGGCUGGGAUGCAGAUCGCUGAAUCGGAUUAGUUCCUGGCAGUGUUGAAUUUUUGAGAAAUGUAUUUUUGGCUUUAGCAUGAAAUGUAACUUAAUUAGUGAGGCAUUAAAUUCACGGGGGAAAAUAUCCUGUUAUUACAUACAUGUUCAUGUUUUAAAUAGAUUUGUCGGAAAACGUCUCAGGCUACUUUAUUUGCAUAUGUUUGUGGAUUUGUUCUGUAGCAAGAGGCGGGCGUCCAGUUUGACAGAUAAUUACACGAUGAUCAUGAAGCAUGAAAAACUGGAGAAGAGUUUGAGUAAAAUAUGAUUAAUAAAAUGCAAAAACAUGAACAGGUACAAUCAGAAUACAGGCGAGAGGUAGAGAAAUAUCUAUAGAGAAAACCAAUCACGAUCACGCAGAUUAAUAAUUAACAUUUGGAAUAAAUCCAAGAGGUUUAAGGCUAACACAAGAACACUGAUCAUGUGCUUUGUUAAAGUGCUCUUAUCCGGUUAGUUCACUUCAGUCAUGAGAUUUUUGUGUAAAUAAUGUUCUUUCUAUCUGACAUGCAAAUAUUAACGGAUGUGAUCUUUUACUACAACCUGAGGCAAAUACUGACAUUUCUGCUUUGAAGUCUUCUUUAUUGAUUUCAAACAAACUUUUACACUUGUGUGAAAGCCGUUUAAAGUUUAGACUCUCAGUUUUUAACUUUCAGGAGAUGUGUAAGGAAUAAAAUAGGUCAAGGUGUGUUCAUCACUUUUCAGGAAUGAAAAGAACCAUCUGCUCAGGGAUCAAAUGAGGACUCUGGCAGCAUUUCUUCAUUUGUUUAAGACCGUCAAAUGUUUCCACAAGCUGGGGCAAAAGAAACUCUGAAUCCUGCCGUGGUCCGUUGCAGACUGGUCCUCAAUGAGCUCUCUGUUUCCAACCCGACACGGAAACAUUUCUGUCUGUCAGUCAGUAUCUUUAGAGAGAAGUGAUCAGUCAAAGUCCUGCUCGACAGGUCAGUACUUGUUUCAGAAGCUGCUGCAGCUUCCAAUUUGUUGUUUUAAUCUUAAUGUGAUGACAGGUGUGUGGGAGCACAUGUGUUUGGAUACAUGAGAUCAUUCCUCUCGCUACUUAACAUCCUUUGAUAAAUAAUCAAGGUGUCAUGGAAGCACUGUCAGCCUGCGUGUCAGUGUUUGUGUGUUUACUGUAGAUCAUCUGUAGAAGGUUAACACUGACAUAAUUAUAGAUUCUUGUAAAUAUGAACAGCAUUUGUUAGGGAUUAACGCAUACAUCUGCAAAUCAUCAACUUCAGUAAUCACUUUAGCACAUAGUUCCUGUCAUCGACGCCCUCACGCACUUUGGCUUGUUUUUCUCUGCAUGCCGUGUUUGUCUCAUCUGCCGUAUCAUUACAUCAAUAGAUGUGUGCUCAGCAGCUGGUGCAAAAAAAAAACAAAAAACACUGCAUUAAUUUAUGGCUUUUCUGCUGCACCCAAACAAGCAGCUGAGGGCUGUUUUAAUGAAGCCAAGUGUCCGUCAAAAUAAGAGCAUCAUGUGUGAAGUAAAAAAGAGACGUUUUUAGGCAAAUAUAACCCCAAAAUGUUAAGAAUGAAAAACAGCAACAGUGGUUUUUGUGGCACUGACUUUGGCAUAUUUUGAGUGAGAAUCUGUUGAGUGAAAGAAAUUAGUUUCUUCAUGAAUGAGCCGAUUUAUCACUGAGAGGUGAAUUCCUGUCUGGUUGAGCUCUGCCUCUAAAAUGUGAUUAAUCUGAGAUAUCCUGAGCUGCUGAGAUCAAUUGCUAUCAAAGUCCUUCUGGUUGCGCCUUUGCUAAGAAUUUGAAGUCUUGUUCUUUAAUGUAAUAUAACCCGCAUUAUUCCUGUCAUGAUGCCCGCCCUUGUCUCGCUUGAGUUAUAGUUGACGGACGUACUGUAAUCUUCUUCAAAUACCUGUUUGUCAUCACCUUUUAAAACCCUCUCUUUCUCUCUCCUCUUUCCUCAGAGAGAUUCAUCCCAACCAAAACUGAGCUGGGCCAUGCUCACGCCAUGACCACAACCAUGUAAGUGUUGCAGCAUGUCGUGUAAAGAUCUGAUAAAACUGAGGUAGCAUCACGUAUUUUAUUUGCAGACUUUGAGAGCACAGAUGUUUAGAUUGCUCUCAGCUGGCAAUGUCCGAUUCAGAUACACAAAGGAUGUUAAUCAGCCUUGAAACACUCGCCUGGAAGAAACAUGUCCAGAGGAGAAAUAAAUUGAACAUUAUCCGACUUCCCGAAAGUUGAAAGAAAACUUUUGACAGGAUGAUUCUUGCAGCAUAAUGAGUCCAAACAAAGUUUACACCAACAUGAAAAGCCAAAUGUUAAAUCCUGUUCUGUGUAGCCACAUCCUCACAGAGGAGUUCAUGGUUUUGGAGGAUUUAGGAACACAACUUAAUGAAAAAAAGACUUAUUGUUGCAGAGUAGCAGUUUAAUGGCAGGGCUGCUGAUAACAGCACAGCAACAGAAAAUAAGGUUUCAGGGAUUUCUUAGAGUGGAAACAAGUCCAAACAGCCAUAAAAACAGGGCAUCAUACUGAUAAAUAGGAAUUUAUAAUGCUUUUUUUCCUCUCCUAUUAUAUAAUCUUUGUGUUUAUAGUUUUUAGACUUAUUCCUUUGUGAAAACUCAAUAAAACAUAAAUUACCUGUUAUAUUUGCUUGCAAUAAAGACAGCACAGCAGCAAGAGCAGAUCAUUUUCACAUUUGUCAAUGACUCUAGGAUGCUGAUUCCCAACUAUAACAACAACAAACAAAAAUGUGGGAUAACAUAUUUUUAUUAGAGGGAAGGAUAAGUGCUUUAAUAAGAUUAUAAAUCACUGCUAUGGUUAUAUAGAGGUAUUUAUUAUGAUGUUUAACACUUAACUACCAUAUUUUAUCAUUCACUUGUUAGUGUAAGAGCAAAAAAGUUUGAUUUGAAGGUGAUGGCAAACUUAAUAAAACGUAAUAAUGAAAAAAACAAACACAUUUCAUGUCAAUAAAAGGGUUAUGAAGCUGUUUUUAAAAAAAUGCUGCUUUCAGGUAAAGAAGGUACCUGAGCAUCAGUGCAUGUGAUGCUGUAAGGCGUGUAAGUGAACUAUUGCUCCAGCAUCAUGUGUCACAAUACACACGCUCACCCAGAUGAGUCAUGAACGGUGCAGGAAAGUUGGUCCACCAGUUCUCUCACAGAGCUAUGACGGCAAACACACCCUCACCUCCCACUGCUCUCCCAUCACACCUGUUCUUAAGUUUUCAUUGUAGGAGAGAAUCUCUUUAUUUUAUCUUAUUAACCAUGCUUUGGUGUAUCAAACAUGAUUUGCAGAACUUGAUCCGGUCUAUGACUAAUAUAAAUAUCUUUGUUUUCCUACUGUCUAUAUGUUUUAUUAAAUCCUUCUAACAUCAAACAGAUCAUACAGGUAGGAGGUAUUAUUUACAGAUUGGGUGGUAAUGCAAAUUAGAAUCCCAACACUGAAGAUACUCUUAUUUGCAUAGCUUCCCACUCACUAUAAAUUAUCCUGUUGAUCACCUGGCUGCUAACCAAAGACAUACACAAGACGUUUCCAUGGCAACAGAUUCCUAUCAGCUUCUUUGAGACACAAAUACUUAUACAGUCAAGUUUAAACAUUAGCCGGCUUAUCUGUUACAAUUCACAUCAAACUGGACAUUUCCAUCGAAGGUGACGUCUGUCACGGCGAAGAGGACUUCUGCAUGAAUAUUUAUAUUGACGUUUCCUUCCUCAUUCAGCUCUCUGUUUUCUCAGAGCUUUGCAGUUGACACACUUCGAAACAAACACAAGGCAAAUGUCACAACUUUUAAUCUGUUGUACCGGUCACGAAAGAGAAUUUUAGCACUUAGUAGGAACUGGUGACCACAAAUUUAGUGACACAUGAUGCUUCUGUUGACUUUGGUGCGCCGGAUGGACAAAGUAGUAAUCCCUGUAUCCUUGCUGAUUCAAUCUAUCCUUGUGAAAGUCGAGUUAAAUGACUUUUUGACAUAUUAGAGACACAUCACUGCUCAUCUCGGUCUGUUUCUUAAUCUUAAGCUCCUCAUAGGAGCUUUAAUUGCUCAGUGAGUCCCAUGUCACUCAGAUCUCUUUAGAUGUAUUGUUUCCUUUUUACUUCUAUUGUCCCUCUUGUCUCUUUUUAACCUUAAUACAGCUGCAGUUGAUGUUUCCCCUCUUUCUCUCCUUCUCCCCAACACUCAUCUCCACUCUCUUUCUCUCUCUCUCUUUGUUUCUGCAGGGGUCUGUCUGUGAUGUUGACAGUCCUCAUUUAUGUUUCCCUGCUGUCCCACGGUGAGUCUCCCCUCUGAUUAAACAGAUGUUGCGUGACAUUGUCUUGUUUGCACUUUUGCACAAGUGAGCCUGUCAAACGUGUACAAGGGUUUUUGGCAAGUUUUGGUCAUGGCAGGUAGAGUCUGAAAUAUUAUUGAAGGGUAAAGUGAGAGCAUUAAAGGGUCUAACUGUGGAUGUUAUAGAGAGUAAAACAAACAUUUUUUUCCUAGUUUAGAUAGAAGUGUGAAGGUAAUCUCAACCAGGAGUUCACAUUCCUAUUUUUAGUAGCGUCCAGGUUUAUGAAAAAUUAACACCAGAUGUGGUGAGUGUACACUUAAUCUCCAGACGCACAGGACACAUAAGCCUUAAACCAGAAUCAGUGUUUGAAUUAUAUAUUGUGAAGCUACCAACAGAUUUCCCAUGUGCUGCUUCGGCACAAGAAAGUGAAAACCACUGUGCUCUCCUUGAACAGUGCAGUCACACUGUAGCAUGGUCUUCACAUGAAAUAUAUAUAAAAACUGAACAAGAGACAUGCACGUUUUUAUAGAGAAAAUUGAUGGAUGAAUUCUAUUGAAAUGAAGAAGAAAAACCAUAAACGUGAAAAUUAAUGAGUACAGAUUUGAAGAGAUAUCGUACUGAGCAAUAGACGGCUAUUAGACGUCUAGUUUUUUUUUUUAGACUUAAUUUCAACCGUCUAGCUUCUGUAUAUUUUUAGACGGAAUUCAGGCGUUGCACUUUAACCCAUUAUUCGAUAUCCAUGUAUUUCAAAAAGCAACUGUGAGUUGCAUGACUGAUCUUUAAGUACUUAACCAAAAUAAUUAUGAUAGCCGUUGAGCAAUAUACGGUUAGACCUCUGUUAGCUGGCUAGUUUAAACUUGGUCUAAAUUUAGAGGUCUAAAAAAGUUUCAUUUUUGGACCUGUGGUAGCCGGAUUUUAGACCAGUCUAAAAAAAAAAAGAAAAAGAUGAUUAAAUCAUUUUCAUCCGUCCUCCGGUCUCUUAUUUUGUCACUUUCAUGCUUGACUUUUCGGCAUGUCAUUUCCCUGUUGAUUUUCCAGUUGAUUCUGCAUUAUGGCGAGUUGAUGUUAAAGUGUAAUGAAAAGUGCCUAAUAUAAAAUGUAAUUGUUGUAUCCAGAUUACAUACUAUGUACAUACUAUGUAUUGAUUUAGGUUUUUGUUAGUGGAACCUCUAUGCCCCUACCCAGACAUGAAACUGGUCCCUGGUACAAAAAAAUUUGGGAACCACUGAUCUAGGUUACAUUUAGACGUCUAUUAGACUUCUUUUAGACCAAAAAAUGCUCAGUAGGAUAUUUUUGCAAGAAAAAGCCCUUACACAUAAAUUUGUCAGCUCAAAAGAGAGACACGCUCUUUUUUAUGUUUUAAUCAGGAGUCAUGUUACCUCUGUACUUAUUGCCUAAUACUAAGAGGGUGCAUAUUUGUAUGCUUCCUUUCUUAAAGAAAAUGUUGGUUGAUUGUAUAAUAUUUGCAAAAAGAACCAACUUUUAUUGAAACUUAAUGAAAUCACCGUCUUGUUAGUGUAAAAAUCCAAAAUUGCUGAGUUCCCUUCUCUCCCUCUCUGUCAGCAGGUGUUCAGUGUUCGAAGUCCAAACAAGAAGACUCUCUUCGCUCAGGUGUCCAUGACCUCCCAUGGCAGGAUCAGCUGUGCUGUGACUCACCCGCAGCCCACCUCAAUGAGGAGAUAAAAGACGCGCACGCACCGGCGACAAACCACUCCGGAUCAAACCUUCCACAUCAUCCCCGCUGUGACUUCAAGAGCUCAGUAACUGGAUCACAAAGUCUCUGGCGCUCUGGUGGUAAGAGAUGAACAACAGUGAAAAAAUUAACCUCUCAAAGGAAAACUUUAUGAGUAACAUUAGAAAACUCUUCCAGACUUUUGUGUUUGUUGUUCUCUGUUCAAACAAUGUACAGUGUGUACUUCAAAUAGACAAAUAGAGUCGGUGGAGUCGGUGUUAGAAAACAUAAAAGAGCAGAUUGUUUGCAGCACUUUGAUGCAGAUUUCUAUUUAUAGAAACCAGAACACUUCUGAGACCCAAACCUGAACCACAAUACAUGACUGACCUUUAACAGACGUGUGAUUCUUUCGCUAAUUAAAGAGAGUUACAGGGUUUUAUAGACUUAAUAAGCACAUUCCUGUUUAACAGAUGUUCUUUUGUAGAUCAUUGACUAUCAACCUUCUAAGUUUUAUAAAUAUGAGGAUGCGUCACAGCUGUUCUGUUUGUCUUAAUGCUCAUGUCCCCUCAGUUCUUAUUGGAGGGGACAUGAGCAUCACUGCUGCGUUGGCGUUUGCAGCCCAACAUUUGAGGGACACAUUUGUCACCCCAGGCAGCAAGUGGGUUUCAGUGUUAUGUGACUCCUGCUCAUCAGAACCAACAGCAGAGUCACGAUGACAGGGCCUAAUAAUUCCGCCUGCAGCACUGUCAAUUGUCGCUGAUAGAGAUGCCUCCAAAGAUCAGCCUGACAGGCUCAUUACCCCGUGAUGGCCUCAGCUGCUGCCCCUCCAGGCCUCUUGUCCUGAUGUGUUGUGAUCAAUUCAUGAGAACGUCUUGCUCUCAGGGACCUCAUUUCAUCAGUCGGCACAGCGGAAUCAAAACAGCUGUUUCUACCUUUUCAAUGUAGGAAACUGAAGCACUUCUGUUGUUUACCAGUGACAGAAAGUAAGAAGGUUAUUGAGAUUCAAAUAAGACAGUUUGGUUCUAAGUGUUUUGAGUCUUCAGUAUAAAAAUCCUUUCUCUACAUCGUCCGCAUAGAGGUGAAGGCAGAGGUGAGACGACAAGAGGGAGGUGAGGAAGAUGUGUUUGUUUGCAUCGAUCUGUGAGGCUCCAACAGCUGCUCUGUGACGCAUCCAGAUCAAUAGUAAUUAGCUAAGACCUUUCCACUUUAGAUCUAAACAAUGAUUAUUAAACAGAGAAGCUAAAGGCCUCCACUGAAGCUCCUGACAGUUUUAUGUGGCCCUCUACAAUCAGACGUGCGCAAAGGUCCCGAGCUGUCAUGCUAGCUUAGUAGAUUCUUAUUUCAUUCACACAUUUUAGUGUUUGUUCGUUUCUUGACAAAAUAAUCUAGUUUUAAGUCAUUAAAAUGAAAAUUGAGCAACGUCUAACUGACAAAGAUCACCAUCACCAAGAAAACCAUAGAUUGUAUAUAGAAUGGACACGUCUGCCUCCUCGCCACUCUGAGAACAGCACCCCCUGUUGACGGGCUGCAGUAUAGGUCAUAAAUCCCGCCUCCUCCAGCAAUCCCUAUGUAGCGGUGGACAAACUUUAGAAAUUAAUUACACAGAAUAUAAAUUUUUCUCCGCCCUGCUUUUUGAAAGUUAUCAUGUUUUCUAUGAUUGACACUUGAUACAGCCUAUGGGAUUAUGAAGAUUGCGUAGGUCACCCGGGGGAUAUGCUCUUUAGGCGGAGCGUCAUCACAGCGACUGUUGGCGACUCUGCCGCAAAAUGCGUACAACGCUACUGCGCAAUGUUGGUGUCAGGAAAUGCGUCCUUAGAAAACAGUCAAAUUGCGAUUCUUUGUUUACCCAUGUUUAAAAAUGUGUGCCCAUAGUCUGUGGGUCAACAAUAUCAAAGUGUUGCUAAUGUCAGCAGAGCCACCACCACCGGACUUUGGUCAUCUGGGCAGGUUACAGCCAUCUCUGAUUGUGCUGGUGCCAAAUUGUUCCAGUCAAAUGAUGUUUAAUCAUUCAGUUAACUGAACACACAUCCCAAGGACUGACUGUAAAUGAAAACUGUUGUCAUUCUCCUUUAAACCUUGCUUUGGUGCCACUUUGUAAAUAAAUGCUCUUAAGUAGGACCGAAAUAGCAGCAGGAGUAGCUCAGUCUGGAAGGUCAUGGGCUGAGGAUUGGAGGGUUGCCGGUCAGAGUCCUGGUCAGAUCUUAUCUGGACUUGGCCUGGUAACUGGAGAGGUGCCAAGUCACUCCCCGAGUGCUGCCAAAGGCACCAGACCCUCCCAAUAGCUCAUAGCGUGGCUCCAAUGAGGGCAGCAAGGCCGUCACUCUGACAUCCCUUUCUCUUCAUUAGUCCAUGUCCAUGGGGAUCCUGUUUGUGAAUGUGUAUUUGCAAGUAAAUCAGCCUGUGUGUGUGGGUAGUAUGUAUAACAACAGAAUAUAUACUGUGACUUAAUCCCUGUGGGGAUUAAUAAAGCAUGACUUACCUUUAAACAGGUUACUAUGGUGACCGUUACAUCUCCUGAGCUUUAUUUGUGCCAGUAAAUAAGCAAAGUAAACACAUGUGAGCAUGUUAGCUGUGUUAUUAUGAGCAUUAAACCAGCUGACAUUACUUUAAAUCAUUACUUUGCUUUGCUGCAGCCUUUAACUCUUCCUUAAAGACAUGUUAGUGCAGGAGGAAGAUCUUCAAUCUUUAAAAAAACAUAUUUCAGAGAAUUUUUAAAUCCCAUGACCUCACCAUGAAAGAUUUAUUUUUUAAACAACAGAGGUAAUUUAAAAUCCUUUUACCCUCCAUUAUGUCCAGGCUGGAAACUAUCUUACCAAAGUGGUGCCUGUGGCUGCUGUGUUGUACUCAUUUCAGUUCCCCAGCAGAGAUUUAGUUCCCGGUAAAUUAAACCAAGCUGUGUUCUCAGAAGGUCUCAUUAGGGGGUCUCAGUCAAGUGAUGCUGAGCAUGUUACUGACAUGCAGAUUGAAUCUCUUGCCAGGCACCUGUUUGGACAUACUGUGCAGACUUCAAAACCCGGAAAAUCUCACUUGCAAACUUCAGCCUCUUGGUCCACCGUCAUCUGCGCUGGUUUUGGGUCCUGUGGCUAUCAGUUUACAACGUCUACCGUGAGUAUGAAGCUGCAGAUUUUGUUUAUUUUGUAGUUCCUUCCUGGCAAUAUUUUUUUCCACUGGUUGUGAAUGACUCUUUGUUUGUGGGUACGUGUGUGUUUUGAUCCGAGCCUUUUUUACCGCUCAGUGGGGGUUGCGUAUGCGCUAUUUCCUUCGAACAGCAGAGCUCUGCUUUUAUCAUCUCACACCAUCUUCUUCAGCAGCUGAAAAACUUACCCAGUUCUUCAUUUUGUGACACUUUAUUUUCAUGUCUUCUUCAUUUUCCAUCUUCUGAGAAAACAAUCUGUGUUUCCAUAUGCACUUCCAGGUCGGAGACGGAUGAGAAUCCUGCGUCUUAUAACCCUGUUGUCUGUGAGGCAGAGGACUCUUUCACCUGUUCGCUGACUCUUGAUGCUACAACAAGCUUUGUCACCACGGUAACCGUCAGCAUCUCGGACACUGUAGCCCCGCCGGUCCUACUCCAAAUUCCCGCUCGACCUGGUGAGGGCUCGUUUUAUUUUGCGAUUUAUACACGUGCUCUUUGUCUUAAGCAUGAAACUUAAAAAAGGACAUUACGUAAUGCAUUGUGAUGGUCUUUACAGAUGACCUUACUGUGCAUUUCACAAUACCGACUUUGUUUCAUUCACCUGCAGCUAGCGUAACAAGUCUCUCAUUUCCAUACAGUCAAAUACAAGGCUGGGAGAAAUUAGGGAAGGGCAAGAAACCCUGAGUGGUUGUUUCAUUCAUCAGACAGGGUCCUUCCUGUAAUUCUUUAAGAUAAAAAAUAAUAAUUAUCAGAUUUGAUUCACCAUAAAGUUGACAUGACUUAUAAACUGUAGCCAUCUUUCUACACUGACACUUGGGAAGUUAUGGGAAGAAUGAUUUAAAAUGCACUGAAGGAAGACAGCAGGUAUGAAACUUGGUCUGCUAACAAAAAAAAAAAAAAAAAAGUUGUGUUAUGACGGUUGCAAAAAUUCUUCAAUAACAGACCAUAAAAUAAUCCUUCAAGUUUUUGCAUCAGCAAAAAUAUAGAUUAAGCUUGCAUUUUUAGCUUGUACAAAUUUGCAUCAUAAUUUUAUUAGUUAAAAAUUUAAGACUUUUUUACUGCAAGUCAGUCAUUAGGAGAACAGUUUGUUAGUCAAACAGCCUAUAUGUGACUUAACUGUUAACAGUGAAACUGAGACUCAUCAGAAACAGGUAAACGGACGCUCCUUUAAGGUGAUGUGAGGUGAUGUGUUUCUUUGCAGACAUCGAACACAAAGUCACUUCUAAAGCUGCUGAUUGGACUGUAACACUGUGCUCUUUAAAUCUGAUAUGAUUAUUAUUCUUGGCGGUGUUGUAAGUGUUGAAAUAUGAAUUAACUUAUCUGUUACUGACUUUUCUGGAGUGUCCUAAGUACAUUACAGUAAGGCAUCAAAAAGCUAAUUCCCAGCAUUGACUUUUUUCAAAGUCACUCAGUUACCGGCAUUUGUGCUCUAAUAACAGAUUCAGCCAUGUAAGGAGAAGACUCAGGGCUCUCUAGUGUUUAAAACACCGACAGUAUUCAGACGUCUAAUUUUAACUGGAUGGAUUUAGACAGAAAAGGACAAAGAUUCUUACUCAGUUGUGAUUGGCAAUCGUGACUGGAAUAGUGGAGAGGAGGUGGGCCGUGACCUUGUCUUCCUUAGUGUGAGUUAGUGUGUGUGUGUCCAUCCUCAUCCAUGCUGUGAGACGCCCACAGUGACGGACAGUGAAAGACGUUCCAGCGUUCAAACAAACCUUUUGGCCGAGCUGACAGAGCAGAACAGGAACUGUUUGUGAAUAGCGCCUACUCUGGAUUUCCAGGAGAUCUCUGCACAGAGGGGUCCUACAUAGUCCAGUAUCCAUCAGAAAACUGGUGCCAUCAGUUUAACAUGUAGUAUGUACGGAUUAAAGUAUAUGCAUCAUAAUAUCAUGUAUUAUGUAUGUGAUGAAUUAUGCGACAUAUUCAGUGGAAGCGUUUGUUUAAUGCAUACACAUCAUGGUUUGUACUCUUAGCUUGUGCAUCCAUAUUUUGAAUGUGGUAAUUCUCUGUAUAUGUUUAUAUAAACAAAUACUGUAGGUGCACAUGCUAAUAUACAGGAGAGUGCCGAGCGAUAUGAAGGGGACAUUGGCAGUCUAGAUAAUGACUGAAGCAUUGUAAGAAAGUGGACUCAGCCAUGCCAUUAGUCACUUUAUGUAACAAUGAUUUCACAUUAGCACAGUGUUGGUUUGUCUAGUUUGUUCAUAUCUGGUAGAGAAGCCGCUGCAAUCUAAAUGAGCAUUUUCUUCACAUUUAGCUGUAUAUGGUUUCUCUUCUCAUCAUAUCUUGGUUGUUGUGCAUGUUUCCUGGUUGCACUUACAUAUGAUGGGACCUUCAGUUAGAUAUCUCCAUAAACCCCUCGGCUUGACUCUCCACAACCACCUAUUAAGUAUCUGGAUUAGUUGCGCCAUUAUUUUCUGUAUUGAUUGUUAAGUAUCAAAUACAAAAGGAAAAGUGAAAACAUUUUGCAUUUUUUUCUCUUGGUUUGUAGUUCCGCCUUGCGAUAGGUUUCCCCUCUCAGUGAGAUGUUACCUGAGGCUAACAGUCAUUUGCUCUGUUCUUCUAAUUAUAAUCAUAUCAGGGAGAUAAUCAAUCGCGUUUCUUCCAUUGUGUAGUACACUCAAAUGACCCCUUCAAGAGAGCGCUGACAGCCCUGCUUUUCUCUGGUGUGAGAGCAGUCUGGAAAAUAAAUAGCUGACCAAUUACUCAUAAUGUUGAGUAAUCUCUUCUCCGCCAGCAGGCAUCUUUGUGGUUUUAUGAGACAUGAUUAUUUCUGCCUGUAAUUGUCCUCACUGAUUGAUGGAGUAACACUGGCUGCUACGCCUGUCUCGCUUCAUUGAACGACGGUUAAUGCCUGUGUUGAUGUACACCGCCGGAAAUCAUUUCCCAGUUAUGAUAUUAAAGCAUCUAUACUGUGCAGAUGAUUCAUGUCUUAACUUGGUGAAAUUACAGUUGUAUGCUCAGAGCAAAAGGUGGAGUUGAUAUAUUUUCAAUUUUUCAAGAUUUAUUUAUCUAAUACUGAAAAUCCUUGCAAAAGAAUGAGUAAAGUAUUGAUCUUCAUUGCCUGUAAUUACUCUUAGAUGUACGCUGGCCUUGCAUCAUAUUUCCUCAUAUGCAGUAAAUAAAUAUCACAGCUAUAGAUACUGAGAAACAACAUGUAGAUGGUGUUAACAGGCUGCCUGGAAAUAAUGGAUCUUUUUAGUCCCUCACAGUUGUAAAUGGGGGUGUAAAUGGUAAAAAUGAUCAUCUGCUUUUAUGUUCACUUGUUGUGAAGAUCCAUAGAAAUGUUAGAAAUAAUUAUUGUGCUUUUUAUUGACUCCACUGUGACAAAUGAACUGUACAUAUAUGUGCUUCUUUUUUAAUCUAAUCUCUCUUUUUCUACAGGGAAACCAAGUCCUCCGGUUAACCUGUCCCACAUCCAGACCAUUGAGCCGCAGCUGAUUUUACUCUGGGACGAUCCAUCUGAAUUUAUCACCGACUCGCUGACAUACGAGGUCCGGUACUCCUCUGAUUCCUCUCUUCCAGCCUGGCAGGUAACUCUCAGAAUUGGUCAUAGUUAUCAAAUUCAUUAAAGGUAUUUUAAUGUAGACAGAAGGCUGUUAUGUUGGAAGCUAAUACUGAAGCUCUUCGAAGUUGAGGACAAAUUUUCCAGCCUCUCUGACUAGCUGAUUUUGGCAACCUAAUGAGACGUCCUGUUGGGAUACUGAUCCAAGGACAUGUCCACCCAGUAGCUUCAGAUCUCUUCUUUCGAGGACAGGCCCACCCAGAAGCUCCUUAAAAUCCCCCCCCUUACCUGUAGAGUACAUUUCACCACUCAGCUUUUCCGCUUACACUUUGUGGAUUCAGUUUGUCUCAACAAGUGUCUCUCAAGUUUUUUUCAUUCUUUUUUCUUUUUUUGGUUGUGAGGGAAACUCAUCACCAUUUUUCCUUCCCAAAGACAAAGAGACUAGAAAACAGAGAUAAGUUUUGAUGUUUCUGGACAGCAGCAGCCAUAAUUUAGAUAUUUGUACUUUCUGCUUUACUGAUGACCCUUUUGUCAACAAAGGCCACUAUAAGCUGGAGUUGCACCUCAGCUGUUACUAAAACCUCAAGACAUAACUUCCGACUGCAAAGCUGUGUGAAAAGUAACACCCACAGGCCCAAUGUCUAACUUCAUGUCUCUGGUUGAGAGGUUGAGGCUGAAUGGUGCUUAAAUGAGUGUUUAACAUAAGAUCAACCUUUUGAGCUGCAGAUCAGGGCAAAGAGUAUAUAAAGUCUCCUUUAUAAAUUGGUGCAUUACUGUGUUUCUUGGUCUAAAACCCUGAAAUUUUUGACCAACAAUGGACUAUUUGGGGGGGUUCCGACUCUGACAGCAAACCCUUCCGCAGUGGGGGUUCAGUGAAGCACAAUAAUCAGCACAAGAAGGCAAUCAAACACAAAUACUAUAUUCAGCAAACCACCGGACGUCGAUUAACGUGGACGCUCUUCAAUCUUCCUGUCUCCAGCCAGUCUCCAGUGGGUUGGGCGAAUCUAAAAUAGUGAAAACUAGGGGGUGUUCUGAGACAGGCUGUUCCCUGUGAAACGGGGGCGCUCUGAAAACACCCCCACUAGCACUUGGUACAUUCCUCCUGAUGAAAUUAACCAUAGACUGUGAAUUGAGGCGGGAAAAAAACCCCAUCAGAAUUUUAGUCAAUCAGCACUAGGACUUUACAGCCCUAAUACUAAUAUCAACUUUUGAGCGUUGAUGAUAGUUUUGACAUUUUAAACAUGCUGGGAAAAGAAACUUCAGCAACAAGACAAACAGACUCACUGUGUUUGCACUUUCUUGUAUUUAUGCUGUUUCUAUGUUGCAUUAAUUUCCAUUGCUGAGACAUUGUGUUUAUUUAGUGUGACAUUUUCACACUCAGUAGGGGCUGAAGAGCCUCAAACAGUGUACUUAGUAUUCAACAGUGUAUCCACUGUUCAGCAGUGGAUUAUGAUUCAUCCAGGGGCGAGACUCCGGACUCAAGACUCCUAUAGACGUUUAAUAAAACAUGAUUUCACUGAUUCUUGUUAAAACUUCUCUAUGUCCCUGUGGGUAAUGAAGUCCCUUUUUGUAUGUGGUUGGCUAAAUUAUUCUGCAUACAGCCCAAGAAACUUAAAAGAAUCUCCUCAGGGUGUUUUAUAUAUUAACAGCAUUUCGCUCUUUUCAAUCACUUAACGGGUUUAGGAAAAACUUAAAAGAAAAAACGUUCUAGGAAACAGAGGAUGGACUUUUACACACGUUUAGCCAAGUAAAUCAAAGCAGGUUGAAAAGUCUGGAGUCUUAUUGGAAAGACCUGAGCUAAUCAGUCUCCUCUCCAGUGUUCAACCUUAACCUCACCUUCAAAGUGAUUAUUCAAUAACUUAGUAACACGAUCAGUAACAAGAUUCGCUCUAUAAAAUCAGUAUACAGCAGUUUUACUCCGCUCAGGUUUCUGUUUAUGUGUGACUUAUGAGGGAUUUUGUUCAGUUUGGCUCAUAAGAGAGACUGUCAGUGAAACCUGCCAGAAAAAGCAGGUGUCUACACUCAUUGUCCAAUGUUGGUACAGUUAAUGGGACAUAAAACAGCAACCACAAUCAUGUUGUGAUGACGGAUGAGAUUAGGUCAUCAUUCUCACGUGGAAACACUCCCAACUACCCUGACAUCGGUUUGAUUAAUGUGUGUUUUGACUCUUUCUUCUUCUGUCCAGGUUGUUCCUGUACUUGGAGAGCCCAGGUUGUCACUGGAUCUGAAGCCCAGACUGAACUACACCAUCCAGGUCCGCUGCUCCAGCUUGGAUGGGCCUCCUGUGUGGAGUGAGUGGAGUGAGCCACACCACAUCUUCCUGGACAGUAAGAAGUUUCCCCUUCUCAAUCAGCUCAAUAAACUCAAGUUGUUUUCAGGAUUUGUUUCUUCUCCAAAUUAAUGAAAGUGAAUAUUAAUGUGAACCUGGGAACUGGUUCAAGGUCCGACAACCCCAAACCCCUCUGCCCAGCUGCAACAGAGAGGGUCCCCUCAAGCCAAGUCUAGUCAGAGAUUAUAUCCAAAGACACCAUCACCAUGAAGAUCCAUGGAUUACUUAAGAUCUAUGAAGGUUGUAUGUUCUUGCUCGAGGUGUCUCUGAACAUCUAACCAUGUCAGAGCAGGGUCUUGAUCCCCCUUCUCUCUCGGAUGAGGAACCUCAACGUAGAGUUCUUAGUGAUGGGAGUUUGGGCUCUGAAUUAUUUGUCUCAGCAGGAACCAGGUCUUUGGGUUCCCAAACAGCUCUUCAUGGAGAUGGCUCUCAGGGCUGAGUCUUCAUGAUACCAGGAACUAAUCAUAGUCCCUCAACCUUUAACGGCAUUCUAUCUAUCUAUCUAUCUAUCUAUCUAUCUAUCUAUCUAUCUAUCUAUCUAUCUAUCUAUCUAUCUAUCUAUCUAUCUAUCUAUCUAUCUAUCUAUCUAUCUAUCUAUCUAUCUAUCUAUCUAUCUAUCUAUCUAUCUAUCUAUCUAUCUAUCUAUCUAUCUAUCUAUCUAUCUAUCUAUCCAUCCAUCCAUCCAUCCAUCCAUCCAUCCAUCCAUCCAUCCCCAGUACUUAUUAGCAGAUAGACUUUCUAGGUUUCUGAGAUAAAGGAAACCCUAAUAAUGGUAAUGAAGAUAACUCUAGUAAUCAGGAAGUUAAAUUACGUACUUUUACGCCUUUAAAGGAAUUGGCUUGCUAGGAUUUAAACCUCGCCUGAUGGCUGCAGUAAGUGUCCAUAGAGUCUCCGAACGGUGCUGCAGAGGAGGCAUGAUCCCUGAUCUCAAUCACCUCACAGGUAGAUUUAUGUCGGCACUAACCCAUUAAAACCAGUUUGACUCAUUAGCCUUUAGCUGUUAAUGAAGAGCUCAUUUCAAUACAGUCAAUGUCAUUGGACUCGUGAUUCAGAGGUCAUUUUUCAAGGUGACUGACCAGCAACAAAUCACAGUUUGACACUGAAAUUACAAAGUAAAUGUCAAGAGAUAGCCGAACAUGCAGCAACAAACCAUGAGGGGUUUCCAUGACAGUGUGUUUUAAAAUGAUGAAAAUGAGAGAAAGAAAUCUCCAAACCUUGGCUGGUUGUGCAUUUGUGCUGCACCAACAGUCUUCUAAUUAAAUGUUAGCAUUCGCUGGAGGGCUUUAAACAGUAAGAGCAAGAUGUCUCAGUCCUGCUCUGGUAAAAGUGCUUUUAAUAAUCCUUGUAAAAAACUGCCUUAGUCAUGGUUUUCUUUUUUUUUUGUUGAUAUUUCAAUGGAAUAAAAUCAUUGUUUUAUGUGUUCAAAAAGGGGCAGAAGCCUGUAGGGUGACAUAAAAGGGAAAAUUGGUCCAAUAAAGAGAAAAAUAUCACAAAUAGGUGUCAAGAAAAUGUCAAAAACUAGUGAAUCUAUUAAUCAGAUGUAAUAUUCAGAGAGUUUUUUGGAUGAGAAAGUGGUCAGUCUGUUUUCAAGGAGAUCCAAGAGAGUUUUCCCUGCAUCACAUUAAAAUCUCCUUGAUCUGCAGAUCAAACGUUGGGGGCUCAGCAUGUCUCCAAUUAGAGAGGGUCGAACAAAGCGGGGUGAGAGAAGCUACAGACUUGUGUAGUGGGAUACCAAAAAUGGGUAGUCAUGGUAUUUGUAUCCAUCACUAUUGAAACCUUUUAUGGCCCAUCGACUGUCUGUGCUUUUCAGCUUUAUGUGUGAAAAAAACAUGCAAAGCUUUGAACUUUUGAGGGUUUGUUCUACAAAUCUUUUUCUUUCAGUUCUCCAUUAAUAAACACGUGCAUGCGUUGCUCAUCCUCUAAAAGUGUGUCAAGGUGUGUCAUGAGGUCAAAGCUUUUUUACUUGGAAGAAUUUAGUCAUCUGGUUGGCACAAAAAUUAUUGACAGAAAAAAGUCGCUAAAACGUCAAAAAAACUCAAAAAGAAAGUACACUUAACAACUGUAAGAGACGUUUCCUGAUGCAUAUCUCUUGUGAAAUAUUUUGAACGAUAAACGGACAUGUAACGUCUUUUCUCAUUAAUUUCCUUUUGUUGAGCUGUUCACCUGUUUUGUGCAUGAGUCAGGUUUUAGAACAAACAGUGCUUGUCUGCUUCUGCGGAGGUGUUUGUAUCACACCCUAAAACACACACACACACACACACACACACACACACACACACACACACACACACACACACACACACACACACACACACACACACACACACACACACACACACACACACACACACACACACAGAGCGGACCAUGCAGCAAACAAACUCCCUGAAGUGUUUCUGUUGUCUUGGGUUAAAAAAUCUUCAUGGAGAGUUCAGAUGGAUGAGAAAUAUUCAGUUUGUUCAGCUUUUUAUUUUCAUUGAUCAUUUUUCAAGAUGUUUUCAGUUCUUUUUGUUAUCAUAAUAAGGAGAGGCUUAAAACAACGUGCUUCCACUGCAGUUAAAAAAAAACUUUCAACAUGAAAUCUUUGAGGUUCAGAAAAGACAUUUUUCAGUUUAUAGAUGAUCGUUUUUCAGUAUUUUAAAACAUUUUCAAACAGUUCGGAAUUUUCUUUUCUUUAUUUAGUAACAAGAAAAUUUUGUCAUCUUAAUAUAUAUAGAAUUUAGCUCAAUAGAUUGUGUCUCACUUUUAAUUAUAAGGUUUAAUAACAAGUUUUUUUUUAUUAAUUUAUAAUGUAAAAACUAUUUAAAUUAUUGUUAUUGUCAUAGAUAAGGUCAUAGGUUGUAUUUGUGUGAAAACUUUUAGUUAUAAUUUGAAAUUAUAUCAAAAUGAACCUGGUAUAUGUGUGUUUGUGUUUCUGUGCAGCUGUGAGCUACAUCCCAUGGGAAGUGGUAGCGCGACCGGGGGAGAACGUGACCGUCUACUGCGUGUUCAACGACCAUAACCUCAACGCAAGCGCAGCUGUGUGGACGCGCAACUUCUAUAAGCAGCUUCAUCACAGCCAGUACCACCCAGUCAACCAAUGGGUGAGAUACACAAUAACUCUCCUAAUUUUGAUAACAGACUGCAUGCUCUCUAUGCCAGUAGUAAGUUUGACUUUUUCAUCACCAGGUCAGUCAGAUCACGAUUCGUCCUUCAGAGACUCGCAUGUAUGACCUGCUGCAGUGCACUCAGAAGUGGAACAUCGUGUACAGUCGGAUAUAUGUGGAAGGUGAGCUGCUUUGUUGCAGUGAUUCUAAUUGAGAGGAGCUUAAAGUUUAUUUGGAGUUUUUUUGCUUUAUGGCAAUAAUUAAAACAAGAGAAACCAAUAAAACGUAAAGCUGCAAUGAGGAGUUUUUUUUAAUUUUUGAAACAGGCUGAUUUUUGUAUCGAUGCCUUUUUAUGAUACCUAAAAGCAAAACCAACCAUCAGAGGCAACUUAUAUAUUGGCAAUUUUAACUGGUGUGAGACGGUAGGUUUCAUUGAGCAGCUGAAGAAACAACCCUGCUUUUGUAGUUUUCACAUGAAAUAUUCACAAAAAUGAUAAGUCUGACUGUGAAAAGUCGGCAGGAUGAGAUUUUUGUCAAAAGACACACCUUGAGCAUGUAGAGGACAAGAUAAGCAAAGACUGCAUUGACCACAGGACUGCCAAAGUUAACAACACAAACCUUAAGUUGCUCACAGGAGCUUUAGAUAGUCUUCUGACAGAAACAUCAUCAUCAUGCUAACGUUUGGCAGUAAACUCAUUCAUAUUAAAUGUGUAAAAUAUAAAAAGGGCUGUUUCUGUAUCUGAUUGUCUGACAACCACCCCCUCAUAUCAGAUCAAGGCGCUAAAAUUAUUUUCAGGCCUGUCACUGAUGGUCUUGUUUACUUUUGUACAUCAUAAAAAUGCAUUCAUGCAUCUCACCUUGCUUUCUUUUUAUGUAUCAAGCAAAAAAAAUACUUUAAAUAUUUGCCAUGAAAAAUAUGUGAUAAAAACAGUUUUGACAGAUUGCAGUUAAUCACUUACUCUGAAACUGUCAGUGUUUUCUUAAUAGUUGAAACACUCAUCCUUAGUUCUUAUUUUGAGCCUUGUUCAGUUUAACAUCGUCACAUGAUGCUGACAGUGGAAAUAAACCGACUGGUAAAAAGUCAAAAAAGAGUAGCAGGUGGGAGAGCGAGUGGGUUAGAUAAGUUUAGUCCAGGAAGUUAAGUAUUUCUUUUGGCAGGGAGGACAGAGCAGCAACAGACAGAGAAAGAGAUUCUUGAUUUUCGGUCAAAGACAUGUUGAAUGAAUGCCAAAGAAACUUUACACCCUUGCCUGAACAUGCAUGACCUUUUGAAUAUAUGCAGGGUCUGCUUUCCCACAAGUUCCCCCAUAGACUGGUCCAGCUUUGACUUUAGUUUUUUUGUUGUUGACUUCACUUAACAUCAAACUUAGUUUUAGAAACUACACUCUGUCCACUCUGUCAGUUUUCCUCUGGAGUGAAAAAAUAACAUCCUCUGGAGUGAAAAAAUAACAUCACACACACACACACACACACACACACACACACACACACAUACACAUACACACACACACACACACACACACAACACAGUCUCAGUGUGCAGAGGUUACCUCAGGUCAAGUCUGUUAUCUUAACCUAAUUACAUGUUUUGUUUUUGACUGUGUCGCAGGAGCUACUAUUGACAUAAAUUGUGAAACCAACGGCGAUAUCAACGCUAUGGACUGUAGCUGGAAGAACACACAGUGGACUAACCCCAAUUUCAGAUCCAGGUAAAUGAGUUCUUGUUUUCCUCAGGCUCUCUCGUAACCAUUUCAUAUGCUCAGAUGUUUGCGUAAGCUGCGGCAUUGUUAACGAUCUAAGUGAGCUGAAAACCUGGAAAUCACUGAAAACAAAGAGCAGAAGUCUCCUUUGUUGAACACACCCUCAAAAUAAUCACGUGAAGCAAUACCUGGAAGUCAUUGUCAUCACAGUGUCUGGCUUUAGGGUCAUGGAAAGUCUCUUGAGUCUCUAAGGAAUCAAGGACCAACACAAUGAUGUAAUUUCUAUUCAUUUAUCAAGUUAAGAUACCAGUUAAGGGCUGUGGAAAGUUCAGGCACAAGAGCUGCAGAUGUUGCUUUUAAAAACCUUCACGCUCCUCAUUCGUUUAUAUUCUCCCUCACAGGUGGGCUGACCUGCCCUGCGAUGUGAUGGAGGAGAGGGAGAGAGCCGGUGAGACUGUAGGGGAGGUCGGGCCGGCUUGCCUGCAGGUCAGAUUCAAGAGGAAAACCUGCACCAUCCAGCCCCUGAAGAUGAACUGCUACAAGCUUUGGCUGGAGGUCCCGUCCAAGCUGGGACUCAUCAGGUCCAAACCUGUCUACUUGUCUCCAAUAGAUCACGGUGAGCAGAGGCAACAGUGUAACUUAAGAUUGUUGUUGAGAAAACACAACAGCCUCUCACUCUUUUCAUCAAAUUCUCUCCUGUAGUAAAACUGCACACACCCAUCGAUGUGAAGGCAGUGACUCGGAGCGGCAGGAUCCUCUCUGUGUCGUGGAAGCUUCUGUACACGCCGUUCGACAGUUUCCAGUGUCAGUUCAGAUACUGCCUGCCUUCUACUAGAGCCCAGCUGCAGUGGAAGGUGAGUUUGAUUGUAUUAGACAUUUUAAACACUGUAUUUUUUAGUAAAAAGCACAUUGGUUCAGGUUGCUUUGACAUGCGCACAUCUGGUCAGUUUGACAUCAGAAAUAAGAGCUGAAAUGAGACCAUAGUUUCGCCUUUCCAUCAAGACAUCGCCCUAAAAAUAAGGCGCAUGCUUUCGGCAGCUUCCUCUGACUAACACAAGAAGAGAGAUGAGGAAAUUAUUUGGAAAGACGGAGGAAACAGAUGGGUCCUACAUUAGAUUAUAAAUGUCCUCAAUAGCUCUAUUUCCCCUUCACUAAGAAAUAAUAGGAAAUGUCAUCUGUGCAGGUCCAGAGUCCUGUGCAGGUUGAGAGUCCUUCGCAGGUGCAGUGGGGUGAGGUCACAGUGCCAGACAUGUGCUGGGUGUAUGCAGUCCAAGUCCGCUGCAUACGCUCCAACGGUACAGGAUACUGGAGCAAGUGGAGCGACUCAGUCUACUCCAUGCCUCAAAACAGCAGAGGUAGAUAAACGAAAAGACAUUUAAUUUCACUGAUUUUGAUUAUCCAGGCGAUUCAAAACCUCAUCUGAUAUGUUCCCCUCAGCUCCUGAGCGAGGCCCUGAUUUCUGGAGAAUUCUUCAAGAUGAUCCGUACAGUAACCAGACCAACGCCACUCUGCUGUUUGAGGUGAGCAUACUGAGACAGACGGUGAAUAAAAACAGAUUUAUGAUCGAUGAGGAGCGUGAGAACAUCAUGCUUUCUGCUUCCACUUCAGCCUCUUCAGAUGUCCGGACAGUCUUACUGUGUGGACGGAUUGAUAAUCCAGCACCAGACCUCGAGCGGCUCAGUGGUGAGGGAGCGAAUCGAUGUGGCAUCAUCCUACAGCUUUGAGUGGGACCAGUCCCCCCAGACUGUGACUGUGGAGGCUUACAACAGUCUGGGGAGCUCAGUUAAUAACUUCAACAUGGUGCUGGAGAGACAGCCCAAACGUAAGUGAGCUGGAAAAGAAAUCUGUGCUUUUCUUUUUUUUUUCCUUUUGUCUUUCUUCUUUUGGUCAGAAUAAAAAUAAACUAUUUUUUUUCUAGCGCAUAAACUCUAUCAUUCCUUCAGUUGGUAGAUUGCAGCUCAUUUAUCAAAGCCGUUUCAAAGCAUGUGGUUCAGCUCAAGCCUCAGAUUUGGCUCUUUUAUCCUCCCUUUUUGAAAUUUUGUAGAAAUUUGCUUCAACUGUUUUAUUUUUAUAGUCUAUUGACCAAAACAGCUGAUUGAUAGAGAACAAAGAAGAAAAAGUCGAAAAUCAUAACCUACUAUCAUACACAACCGAAAAACAUAUUAAUGUUCCUGCUUUUGCAGACCAAUAAUACCUCUUACCUCUUUGGAUAUUUUGUUUUAAGCAUGUAUCACGUUUUCUGACCCCCCAAAAAUGUACUGUAUGAAUUUUUACUGUGGCGAAAGGGGAAAAAAAGACUGUCAAUUAUAUGCCUUGCUGUCAAUUAUCCUGUGUGAUACGUACCCUCUUGCAGUGGCAGUAGAAAUCACAAUAGUUUACAGUGGUUUAAUUUGGUUUUGUGGGCCACAAUAGCUUUAAAGAUACUUCGAGGAGUUUUUCAACAUUUAUGAAAUAGAUUGAAAUUCAUAUUAAUGCCUUUUGAUGGUUAAGAUUUAUGAUUAAUGAAAACUGAAGCAGCUAAGAGAGGGCCGCCGAGGGACUCAAGUAAUCAAGUGCAAAGAAAUAAAUGAGCCGAUAAAAAGAGAGCGUUUGAGGCCAGUUGGAUUAGCGGUCUGUGCUAACUCUCAGAGACAGAUACUUGAAUCAGUGCUGUUGAAAACAUGUUUCAGCAGAAGAUUUCCAGUAAAUGUUUUCUUUUCCUCCAAAAUGAGCCAAGAAAAAAAAAAGUGCUGAUGAAAUGAACUGAACCAACCCCUCUAACAAAUCCAGUUCUCCCCAUGCUACCAUUAAAAGUUGUUUCUUUCCAACUGGUUAUUUACCUCAUGCCAAGUUCACUUACAUCAUUGCUUAAAAAUGUUUAAAAAUAAGAGUUUAUUAAAGUUGCGUAAAUAAACAGGCAUCCACUCAAACCUCAAUCAUGUGUCCCUGGAGAGCCCAUUAGCGCUCUCGUUGGCCUUGCCGCCAUUCGCCCUUGUGCAGUAAGAGCUUUUAUCAGCAGCAAAACAGAGGUCAUGAGAUUCAUCUCUCUAAUGUCCCCCUGCCUAACACGCUGUUUAUGUGCUUAUGAUGGUUGUCUGUCUGUCUCACAUCAUCAGGCUUUCAGGGAAAUAUUUUCAUUCAAUUACUAACUGACUGAUUCAAAACAUAUGUUACGACGAUGUUAAUUUGUCAUUUUACCAAAAGUAUUCUAGGAAACAUGUUUCAGUGUUAUUAGCAGCCAAAACAGCAGCAGUGUGAAUUAACCACGCUUAUAUUAUAAAAGUAAGAUACCACCCAGUUCACAUUUACUCAGCGACCUCUGGUGUCCUCGUUAUGUGGUACUCAAGACUCAACAAGGUACAAGAAGUGCAUCAAGAUAAAAUGAGUCAGACAAGUGCACUUGACAAAGGAAAAAAGAAAAACAUCUUUUAAAGUAAUUUUUGGCUUUUAUCUACAAUGAUUAGCCUCAGUUUGCAAACAAUGUCUACCUAUACUUCUAACUUUACUACAUUUACUUCAGCACAUAUAUCUCCACUUGCACUGCAGUGAACACCAUGUGAAUGAAUUGUCACUUUAAAGCCUGUAUUAAUGCAGUUUCCCUUCUCUUUGUUCUGCAGGCCGCUGUUUGCGCUCAUUCACCGUGUUAGCGAUCAACAGCACAUGUGUGUCUCUGUCCUGGACUCUGCUGGACAACAACUCCUUACCUCUGUAUAUGGUGGUUCAGUGGUCUCCUAAGGGACAGGAGGGUUCUGAUCACCACAAGAGCGGAGAGACAUGGGCCAGACUACCUUACACAGACCGCUCCGUUCAUCUCAGAGGUAACACGAGCCCGUCCCUUUCUGUAACGUCAUGUAAUGAUAAUAGGCGCUGAUAUUUUUCCUCUAUCGCACCAGUAAGUGUAUAAAACAUAAUGGCAGUCUCACUAAUAUCACCCAUUAGUUUCUGAAGGGAUGUUUUAGGGCAUGACGGUCAUCAUAAUGGCGAUGCUGACCUCCAAACUUCCCACAAAUUUAGGCUUAGAGGUGGAUUUGAGGCGACAACCUGAUCACCUGGAAAACAGCUUCAAUCACUCAUCAAUUUGAGGCUGUAAACGUGUAUUUUUUGCUUUAGCAUACACACAUCUUAAUAUGGUUGUUAAUGGGGACUUCUCUACUUUUGAGCCAGAUCUGCAUCUGCUUCUUUUGUCAACACAGGAGGUUGACACUUGUUUUACACACUAAGCAGUACUAAUGGACUGAAUUUCAACAUGUUGGUGAUUCAAUCAUUAGCGCAAGGUGGAGAGCAAAUUCACAGGAUAAUCUAAAGGGUGCUGAUAGUCAGUCCUCCAGCACAUCCUAGACUUGGAUCUUGAUUUCUAUGGCAGUUCUGAAAGCAGCAUUUAUAAUUAUAUAACUUCAGUUGUUUUGACUUAAUAAUACAUUUUUGCUCUUUCUGUACAAAUAGUAUCUGAAGUUGCUUUGGGUGCUUCUGUAACUGCUUUUUGCAUUGCUUAAUCUUAACUUACUGUAUAUGCUUCUGUUCAGGGGAUUUCUUUGACUCUAAAGAGUGCUUUCACUUGUACCCUGUGUUUGCUGAUGGAGAAGGGGAGCCAAUGUACACAACAGGUAUGCUGAAUAUUUACCUGCUGCUUGCUAUGGAAACAGUAUCAUAUUUGUGCUUAAAUGUGAAACAAUCCUGAGGCUUAACUGUGUUGUUAACUUUAUUUUUUGUUUGUUUUGUAUUCAGCUACCACCAGAGGAGACCCUGCUGCUUACAUGAUGCUGAUGAUUGUCUCCUUCCUGUCCAUCGUCCUGUUUGUCACCCUGGUCCUCACCCAAAACCAGUAAGAGCCCAAUUUGAUCAAAUAGAACUUCCUCUGGUAAAGCUUAUGAAAGACUGUUAAAAAAGACUCUUUAAAGAUAAUAUCUGGCAUUUGAAGCCUUAAAACUACAAUUAGAUCUUACAUGUAUUCAGUGAAGGAUGAUGGGGAUCUCUGGUGUGGCUUUAAUUAACAGAGCAGACACACACACACACACACAUCAAUGAGGAGUGUGACAUUUAAAUGGUCACAAAGGUGUAAUUACAUUUGAUGAAAGGUGACAGAGGUUGAAACAGAGGAGGGAAAAUGCCUCUAGACAGAGAGAUAAAGGUCUUUUCUGUUUUUUUCCAGGAUGAAAAAGUUUGUGUGGAAGGAUGUUCCCAACCCAAGCAAAUGCUCCUGGGCCAGAGGACUCGACUUCAAAAAGGUCAAACAAACAAUGUGAAACUACAGAAACCUGAUUUUAUAUAUGCUUCAAUGAUAGCUCUAAAAACCUGAUUUAUUUUAUAUAAGCAUGUAAGUCCACAACAUUUUGCACAUAAAAUUAGACUUGGAGUGAUAAGAAAAAGUUUUAAAGAUGAGAAAAUUGAUAUCACUUGCAAGUGUCUCCAUUUCAGUAAAAAGAAAUAAACUUGAACUUUUCCCAAAAUUCAAAGUUUUUUUAUUGAAACAGUUUCCUCUAGAGCUGUAGAGGUUAAACAAGCAGUUUUUAUCGAAUAUAUAAUAUACACAGACUUGUCAGAUCUCGACUAUAACACCAAGUAGGUCUUCUGAGUAGCUUUUCUUUAACACAAAUUUGAAUGUUGAAAUCUUUACCAGGAGCUAGGUCAAAGGACUCUAGCUGUAAAAAAAACCCAGUGAAAUCUUCCCCUUUUUUCCCACAAAAACAAUAAAGAUGUCUCGUGUUUUUCAUUGUUGUUAUUCUCAACACCUGUGGUUUAACUUCGAAAUUCAUUUCUGUUUCUUUUUCCUUUUCCAGGUUGACAAUUUUGACCACCUAUUCCAGCCUCCUGAAGGUCUCCCAGCUUGGCCGCUGCUCCUGCCGUCGGAGAACAUCUCCAAAGUGGUCAUAGUGGACAGAGUUGAUCUCUCAGCUCUGACUACAGCUUUAAAUCAAACUCCUCGUGUGUCCUUAACCCCUGACGCAGCCACCGCGUUAUCCGGCUCCUCUCCUCCAGGGUUUCACUCACAGGUUGACCAAGCUCUGUCCAUGAAAAGUGAGAUGCCUCCUGGUAGAGCUCCUUCCUUUGUCCUUAAUGUUGACGAUUUCACAAGUUCAAACUCAGGAACAGAUCAAUUACAGCUCACAGAGGACCCUCCCGGCAGCACUAACAGCUCUGCCCAGUCUACAGUCACAUACGCCACUGUGCUGCUCUCUAACCCCACGCAGGACCAUCUCCACUACAAGGAUGGUGGUGGCAGCAGCUCCAGCGACGAAGGUAACUUCUCUGCCAACAAUUCAGACAUUUCUGGAUCAUUCCCUGGUGGCCUCUGGGAGCUGGGUGACCCAAGGCGCUCCUGCUCCUACAACUCUGUAGAGGAGCUUUCUGAAACAUCAGAGCAAGACGGUGAAGAGGAGGUGAGAGAGGAGAAGGACUUGUAUUAUUUAGGAAUGGACUACCCAGAAGAUGAUGAGGAGAGUGAAGGGGACGAGGAGCAAAGCAUGGAGGAAACUAAGACUGAGCUGCUUCGAAGUGUUGCUUUGAACAGAGAGGACUCAUUGGUGGAGUCGCACCCUUUGCUUGGCCCCGAGGACUCCAGUGAGCUCUGUGAAUUACUGUCAACGCCACCAUGUGAUCUUUCCCCUCUGUACAUGCCUCAGUACAGAACUUCUCACAGCGCGAGGCAACUCGCAGCUCAACACCAGGACAGCAAAACUCCUGCUGUGACUGCUUUGAAAUGAAAAUGUGCACUUUAAAAUGCUUUUGUGUUGUGAUCCAGCAAUGCUGAUUUGAUAUGUUCUUUCAAACAUACUGAGGCUGCAGCUGCAAGAUGUAAAAAAUACCUCAACCUCUGUGUGAUUGCAAGUCAAUGUUCAUCAACGCUGCUAUUGUGUUCAGUGGACAAAGACACCAGGAGGGCACAAGCCUCAUUGAUAGGCAUUUAUUUAUUUCUUUAUGGGGUAUUGGACUUGGUUCUGCUGUGCUGAACACUGAACUCACACAUUACAAAUGGAGGUUAGGCUGGUGGUAUUGUGUGCAGCCACUGCCCUCAGAGAGCAGCAGAUUAACUGCACAAGCUGAGUAUUGAUUGUCAAGAAAGAAGCAAUAGAGAAGGUAAACUUGUGGUUCGAACAUCGCACAUGUGCAGCAUAUUUCACAGGUGUUUAAGCCUUAGAUACAUGAGAAAAUAUGUAGUGCUUUUUGAUGCUACAUGUGCUUACAUUCACAUGUAUGCAGUCUCAAAGUGUAGAAACAAAUUCUCUGGUCUUUGCUGCACGGUGUCGGCACAUGAAAGAAGUUCAAAGAGAAUACAUAAGCGCACACUUAGUGAGAGAGGAAAAACUGGCGAUCUGCAGUUCUCUCAUAGCACAUUAGACUGUGAAGGGAAGGACGACCUUGGAUGUCACAUCAAAGAUAUGAGUGUGACUGAACCAGUUAAUGAUGAAAACAGAUGUAAUCUGUGAAUAAAUGCAGGUGACUUACGAUAAAGAAUUUACUGCGUUUGUGGGAAGCUUGCAAAGCAUCAACUGCAUGGACCCAAAGAAUGUAAAGUUUUGUACUUUGUGCUGUAAUGUGUUUGAGACUCCGUUACAGUCUAUAAGAAGUGUAAUAUCUAUUUUCUCUGUGUCGUGCCGUUGACUUACAGGUAAGCUGUCUGGUGUAUUUAAAAGACAAAAGAAUGUAUAUUUGAGAACAAAGAGACAGAAAUUUAAAUUUAUUAAAAAAAUGAAAUUGAACUAUUGUAACAUUGUUGACAAAAAAUGUUCUUGUUUAUGAAAAUCUACUGUUUAUUUUUCCAUGGUGAAAAUAAAGUGUCUACGGUGAGAGAGUA
This is a messenger RNA of Xyrichtys novacula (pearly razorfish), 29988 nucleotides long. NCBI's taxonomy places the organism in Eukaryota, Metazoa, Chordata, Actinopteri, Labriformes, Labridae. The record is from the annotation of a GenBank genome assembly.